AUGCGAUCCGAAGUAAGUGCGGGUGGAAAUAGUCCGGAACGCAAUUCGGGACCACCGGGUUCGGCAAAGAAUCCUACGACGCAACCAUCGGCAGCUGAUUUCUGCGUGUACGGGCAACGAAAAGCCACCAGUGCUGUUUGUGGCUUCCAAGCGGCGUUUAGUGAAUUGGGGCAAACUUCGAUCAUUAAACCCGUAAGUGCAGAAACGGAUCACGGUGAAACCGUACUGAAAGAAAUAGUUUAUUACAGGCACAAACGCAUCCCGAACGCACGGACUGAAAGUACGCCUCGUAACCGUAGAGCAACGGCUCUACCUUCACCCACUGCUUCAAUCUCUCGCCGGCAUUCACGGCGUGUCGCAACAAGUUGUACAAACAUCUGGUGCAUUCGGGAAAGAACCGUUUGGAAAACGAACAAGCGCACAUCUGGUAGCAGAAACAAUCUCGACCGGAGCCAAGGUCAACCGCCGAUCGGACCACCGGAUCACGCGGCUACAAAAGGCCCCGCAGGGGCCUUUUUGUUGGAACUACCAAGGAACUACUGGAGCUACGAAUUCCACGAAUCCACAGAGACCGACCAGCUCAAGGCGAGCACGUAUCUGAAGCGGUGGCCCCGGUUGUUGGAGGGCAAACCUUCGCUGGCUCCCCGGAGACGUUCCUGGGCAGUGAACGCGACAACCCCCGUUCGUCCAGAGCGAAUGCACGCAGAGUGGUGACGGAGGAUCAGUGUCUGCCUGAGCCAAUGGCGGUUCGUGCUGUGGAACACGGCGGCGAUCACACGACGGCUUUCGCUCGGGCCCUCACGCAUUGAUGUCUCGAGAAUUCAGAGCAGCACGGUCGGAGACGUGACUAAAGGGAAGUCAUGAGCGGUGAGCAAAUGCACAAAAUACUCUAAGGCACCAAAAUGAAGAAAAGCAUAGUUGCUAAAAGGUAUAGCUCCGCAUGAGCCAAAAGCAGGAGAUUAGGGAACCCAGUAGGGAAAGAACAAGUAGUAUAAGACAAAACGACCACAAUACACACUAUGUUUUCUAAUUGAGUUUGGCUCUUUGUUUAUUUGGUUUGAGGAAACCC
This is a messenger RNA of Aedes albopictus (Asian tiger mosquito), 1069 nucleotides long. RefSeq lists its product as uncharacterized. The transcript has 5 exons. Bases 1 to 714 code for a protein of 237 amino acids. NCBI's taxonomy places the organism in Eukaryota, Metazoa, Arthropoda, Insecta, Diptera, Culicidae. The record is from RefSeq and is a predicted model, not a curated record.